UAUGACGUCAUCACACAAAACUCAAUAGACGCGCCAAUUUUACAUUUCGAGUUUCUUACAGCUGUUGUCAUCACUGUUUAUGUUGCAGUGGUGGAAUUCGCAUAUUUUUGUCUGUAUAGACUGUUUUUUGCAGAAUGUUAGAGAGAUAGAGUCCCAAGUAUUUUUGGUUGCUGACUGAUUCGGAGUGUUGCUGAUAGUUUGUGUUUUUUUCCUGCUGUUUAAUUCCGUCCCUUAAUUUUUAUCAUGUCUGAUCAGUCAUUGCCAGGUUAUUCUCCCAGUUUUAAAAAACCUGCUGAGAUACUGAAGUUACGAAAAAGAAGAACUCGGAGUAUGGGAUUUGGUUCUUCGCCUAACGCGGAGAAUCACCAGGGGAAUUGUAAUGGGAGAGAUGUGCCGAGAGUGGGAUCAGAGCUUGCUGGGCUCAGACCUUUUUCACCCGGACGUGUUGUUGUAGUAGGGGAGAAAAGAAGAAACCCUUUCGCCAACCUUGACAACAUAAAGAACAGUCCCAGAAAGCGAGCAUUUUCUGACACAGGCAGCGAUGCUGAGUCCAGGUCACUUUGUUUACGAGUGAUUGAGCGUGAUCUGGAAAAUCGAGGACAGAACCAGAGUUUUCACAGUGCAGGCAGGGAGUGCAGAGCGAUAUGUCCCAAUUUGAAUUCGAGUGCAUGCAGCGACGGAGAUUUAACCGAUGUGCAGGUUAGUGUGGAUGACCGUCAAGGAUGGGAAGGAGACUUGUUUACAGAGGAUUCAGUUUCCUCAUCUCAAACGUAUAUAAAGAGUGUGUGUAAACCAUCCACUGAAUAUGAAUCAUGCAACUUUCCCAUUGAUUGGAGCUUGAAAACACGUUUACUUUUCACCUCAUUGUAUCCAUUUACUUGGACAGAUCACCUGAAAGCCCAGGAGGAAGCUUUGGGUAUUGUUCAACACUGCAGAGCUAGAGAGAUAUCUCUGCCUCAAACCAUACAGGAACCCAAGUCUUGUACCGAACUGCGUUGUGCUUUCCAGCAGAGUCUUGUCUAUUGGAUUCAUCCAUAUUUGCCUUGGCUUCAGGUCUUCCCUCGUAUUGGAGCAGAUAGGAAGAUAGCUGGCAAGAGUAUCCCCUGGUCAGAUGAUACAGGACUGCAGCAAAUUUUAAUGAAUGAAUGGUCUUCAAGCUUUACCUCUCUGUACAGUUUGUUGAAAGCUAAAUUGUGUCCAUACUUUUACUUGUGUACCUACCAGUUUACAGUGUUGUUCAGAGCAGCUGGGUUUGCUGAGAAUGAUGUUGUCACAGCUGUUAUAUCACCAACAACUCGAGGUUUAAGAGAAGCUAUGAAAAGUGAAGGUAUCGAAUACUCCUUGCCUUUGGUGGAAGACAGUACAAGUAAAAAGCAGAAGGCUAUUGAUGUAGAAAAAAUAACUGACAAUCUGCAAGUCUCUGAAGGAAAUGUAGAAAUGAGCAGUAAACCUUUAGAAAGCGAUGAUGAUGAUGACGAUGACGAUGGAGGAUUUUCAUGGCUAGAAGAGAUGGGAGUGCAGGAUAAAGUUAAGAAGCCAGAUGCCAUUUCUAUUAAACUUCGUAAGGAGAAAAAUGAAGUGCAAAUGGAUCACAGACCUGAAUCAGUUGUGUUAGUGAAAGGGGCAAAUACUUUCACAUUGCUGAACUUUCUCAUCAACUGUAAAAGCAUUGUGGCUGCUUCAGGUCCUCAAGCAGGACUCCCACCUACACUAAUUGCACCUGUUUCAUUCCGUGGAGCCACUAUGCAAACAUUAAAGGCACGAAGCAUAAAUGUUAAAAGAAAUCAUCAUUCCAGCUAUACGGAUAUGUACAGUUUGGAGAUUACUGGCCCCAUCUUGCCUCAUUUCCUGUAUUCAAUGACUUUGCUACUGAAGAAUGCACAGAAAGGAGCCUUCACUACUCAACUAUAUACACAUGAACCCACUGCUGUAUUUAAUGUGGAUAUCAAAUCUCCGAAGAUGUUGGAUCAGGAUACUCUGUGUAAGGAUUUGCAAAACUGUGGACUCCAGUCUUCUGUUGUGAAACAGCUCAUACAGCCACCGUUGCUUGGGAAGUCCUCUCUGCGGUACCUGGAAAUGAAUAAUUACAAAUACACCUGGAAGUUGUAGAUGUUUCACAAUGGAUACUAAACCUGUUUAAUUAUCUGCAGCAAAGACAUACUAGGGUGAGGGUGGCCCAGAACAAACAUGAAAGAUGAGACUUGUGUAAAUCUGAGAGAUGGCCAGUGUACUGAAAUGCAUCUAAAUUGGAACAAACUGCAUGCGUGAAAAAAAAAAACUGACUAUGUUGUGCACUUUUGGACUGCUUGCAGUUAAUCUGGAUAAUGAGCUGGUGUGAAAAAUAUUGGAAGUGUGCCUGAGAUAACUAGAUGUUACCCCUUGUUUAGAAACUGCUAGUGUUACUUUUGACAUUAUACUGAGCUGAAUAAGUCUGUAUUUAAAAGGACCCUUGUUUCAACAGCAAUAAUCAUCGUGGAGAUUGAGAAUAAAAGCAAAAAAUCUCAUCUAAAGUCAUCGCAUUUGUCACCUGAAGUAGGUAAAUAGUAAAGGUAACAAGAUUGUUACUCCUAGUUUAGAAACUGCCAGAGAUACUUUUGACAUUAUAUUGAGUUGAAUAAGUCUGUAUUUAAAAGGACCCUUGUUUCAACAGUAAUAAUCAUCCUGGGGAUUGGGAAUAAAAAAAAUAAAUCUCAUCUAAAGUCA
This is a messenger RNA of Protopterus annectens (West African lungfish), 2703 nucleotides long. RefSeq names its product DNA replication fork stabilization factor DONSON (gene DONSON). Lineage: Eukaryota; Metazoa; Chordata; Ceratodontiformes; Protopteridae. Gene Ontology annotation, biological process: nuclear DNA replication. The transcript has 10 exons. The record is from RefSeq and is a predicted model, not a curated record. Gene Ontology annotation, cellular component: nucleus. Bases 244 to 2109 code for a protein of 621 amino acids.